Molecule: messenger RNA, 516 nt
Organism: Trichoderma atroviride IMI 206040
Lineage: Eukaryota; Fungi; Ascomycota; Sordariomycetes; Hypocreales; Hypocreaceae
Source: RefSeq, a predicted model, not a curated record
AUGAAGCUGGCCAUCGCCUUAGUUGCCCUGAUUGGACUGACGGCCGCCAAUCCCAGGCCCCAGCUCCCAACGCCCGACACGCCCCCUCCGCCACUCUCCUCCCAAGAGCCGCAGCCGGUUCCUGAAUCUUCAACCACCUCCAGCACCUCGACUUCCACCUCCAAGGAUGCGCCACCUCCUGUGGCCACCAGGGAGCCUCCCGUGCCGGAGGGGUCCAUCUGCGAAUGCGGCUAUACCUAUUGCGCAUCUGUGCUGAUGGGCAUGAAAAAGCCGUGGUCUCAGAAACAGCUGGCCGAGUCAUACUGCAAGACCCCCCACGCCUCCUGCAACAACAACGUCCCCGCAACAAACACCUCGUCUGCGUUGUAUAUCUGUCUCUGCGACGAUGCCGAUCAAAAGGUCGGUACGCACCUGGAUCUUGUUUGCGGGUGCGACAAGUGCCUGAACAUUGGGCCCGACUUCCGGGGCCGAUGCGAGACUCCGUGCCACGGGGGGAACUGCCAGAUGGAGCUGUAA